AUGUCCCCCCAAACCUACCGUGCCAUUGCCCACCGCAAACUCAAGACCCUUCAAUCUCUCAUCCCCAAAAGCUGGCUCCUCGACGCACUACCCGACCCUCUCCCACUCGACGUCCGCUCCCUUGUUUCAGAAAGCAAUGUCCUGACUCCAGACGAACUCUCCAUAACUUCCUCGCACGACGUAACCUCACUCUCUCAACUUAUCCAUUCCCGGGCACUCACAUCUGAAGCCGUAACCACCGCUUUCUGUAAGCGUGCCGCCAUCGCUCAGCAACUCACCAACUGUCUCUCGGAAAUCCUCUUCUUACCGGCUAUCGAGCGAGCACACACUCUGGAUGCUGAAUACAAACGAACAGGCAAGACACGAGGGCCGCUGCAUGGCAUACCGAUUUCUUUAAAGGAUACGUUCAAUAUCAAAGGGUAUGAUUCUUCGAUCGGCAUCGCAAGUCUUGCAGCGAAUCCCGCAAAGGAGAAUGCCGCGUUGGUGGAUAUACUUCUCGAGCAGGGAGCAGUACUAUACUGCAAAACCAACGUCUCGCAAACUCUCAUGGCCUUGGAUUCGCAUAACCAUCUCUUCGGGCGUGUUAUGAAUCCACGGAACAGGCGAGUUACAGCGGGUGGAAGUAGCGGUGGUGAAGGGGCCUUGAUUGCCAUGAGGGGCAGUGUUUUGGGUAUCGGCACGGAUAUUGGAGGCUCAGUAUGCAUACCUGCCAUGUGUAAUGGUCUCUACAGCAUCAAACUGAGUUCGCAGAGAAUCCCUUUUAUAGGCCAAGAAAUUGGGCAGCUGCCUGGGAUAGAUAAACUGGGGUUGCAAGCUAGUGCGGGACUUAUGGCGACAAGUGUCAGAGACUGCGAGCUGUUUCUGAAAGCGAUUGCAGAUGCUAGUCCGUGGGAGAAAGAUCCGAAUGUCGCUUUCGGGUCGUGGGAAGGGCAAGGGGAGAUAGGAAGGAAACCAUUGUUCGGAGUUAUGAGAGCUGACGGCAUUACCACGCCACUAUCACCAGUUGCCAAGGUCCUUGAUGAAACGGUAGAAGCUCUUCGCAAAGCCGGCUUCGAAGUUGUUGAGAUCAAUGCUCCAGCUUUCAAGAAAUACCACUCACUGGUCAACUCAUUUUUCGGUAUCGGGGGGAACAACCAUACAUUCGAUAUACUUGAGAGAACCGGGGAACCUUUGAUUACCUGGCUUAGCACAAGGUUGAAAAGAACAAAGCCUGCAGAUUUGAUGAAGCUUAGCGAAUUACAUGUCAGAAAAUCGGCGUUGGAGAAGGAAAUGUUGGAAAUCUGGAGGGAUGAGAAUGGGAGAAAGAUGGAUGCGUUGAUCUGUCCAGUGGCUCCUCAUCCAGUGCCAGAAAUUGACAGGUGGAAUGGUGUUGGUUAUACAAGUGCAUUUGUCAUAUUGGACUAUCCGGCUGGAACACUGCCAGUCAGAGAUGUCUCAAAUGACGAUUUAAAGGACGAACUACCUGAAUCGGAAGUCCUUGGAGGUUGGAAUUCGAGAAACAGGGAUUUGUGUAAGCUCUCUACCUUCAUCCCCCUAAUAUUCUGUCUUUCAUACCACUCCUACAUGUUUCAAACCUCUGAUUACCUGUUCCCUUCCAGUGUGGAAGCGGCGGUAAAUCCUAUUUUGCAAGGUCAUGCUGAUCUAUCAGAAACAGGGCACCAGAGCACCAAUGAUAGGGGCGUAUAUUUGAACACGAAGCUAUCAGUUCAGGUUGUAGCUCCCCGAUUGCAGGAGAGAAGGCUUUACCAAGCGAUGGCACUUAUUGAUGAGAUCUUACAUGAUGCGAACUCGGAAACUAGAGCUAGGGUUCAAUCACGGAGCACGGUAGCUUGA
Messenger RNA from Penicillium expansum, 1833 nucleotides. Its product is annotated as Amidase. The record is from RefSeq and is a predicted model, not a curated record. Bases 1 to 1833 code for a protein of 610 amino acids. NCBI's taxonomy places the organism in Eukaryota, Fungi, Ascomycota, Eurotiomycetes, Eurotiales, Aspergillaceae. The transcript has a single exon.